CGCGCGCAGUGACGUCAGGCGUCGCGGCGUCGUCCGCAAUCACGUCAGACGCUCCCGGGGUCGCCAUGUUUCGUGCGUGGAUUUUGACGUGAGAAUCCGUCGAGUCGCUCAGUCUCCGGUUGCGUGUGUCACGAUAUCGCCGAGUUUAUUCGUCCUGAAGAUCGACGCUUCGAGAUACCGCGUUUAACCGAUUCGUGCCGGUCGGAAACCCCGGGAUCGAAAGGUCCGUCGCCCUUUCAUUUCAAUCUGGACCACCUUUCGAAGACCGUCAAGUUUGGAUUCCAGGCUCGAAAAAUCGGACGCCAUAUUCUUACUAUAGCGUGUACUACUCUACUAGCGGUGAUCGGAAAGAAAACCUUCCGCAUUCCGGAGCGCGCGGUUCACAACCGACGGAGACUUUCGAACACCCCGAGCUUACGGAAAUCGGAGUCAUGUAGGAAGGUGCGGGCACACCGAUCAUCGGUCACGACGAUAUUACGAGAAUAACCGGAUACGGAGACGGUGGGAAACCAACGAGCUCUUUGCGUCCGCCUCGGAUUGUUUGACGUGCGGUUUCUUAUCCCUGUAAACCUGAGUCCCUGAACGUGCAACAGAUGUUCGUAGCGGUGAUUACGAAGGUGUGCAAUCUGCCUCGUCGAGCCAAGUAAUGGUCGGUUGUCAGGCUUUGGUGGAACUGCAGAGAGCCGCGGAGUGCAGGGAAAUGCCGAUCGAGGAACACGACUGACUGACUGACUGACUGACUGACUGACUCACUGACUCACUGACUGACCGAUCGUGAAAGGUGUUGAACGACGUGGCGCGAAAAGGUGCGUGUGUUUGUGUGUGCAGCUUGUUGCUUCCUCACUCGUCGUCGGUCGUCUGAGGAUCGCGAAACCCGGAGCAUCGCCUGACCCAGAUUACGGAGGGACCGAGUCGCGGAUAAAGCAGCGACUGACUCUGAGCUGAGCUGAGCUGAGAGGAGUCGGCGAUUUUUCACCUCUCGUAUCUUAUUUUAUUUAUGUUUAUUCGAAAAAUGGGACGCAGCCCUGCCCCGAGCUAAUUCGCCCGCGAUGUCCAAUAAGAACAAGCCGCUGCAGCAUCACCACCAACAGCAACAAAACCAGCAACAGCACGCAGCGCACAUGAUCAAGCCAGUACAAGAAACGGUACCGCCACGGUAUCAGCCUCCUCCGCAGCCAACGACCGGCAUCCUCAAACAUCAUCCUCAUUUUCCACCGGGUUCAUCCUCGCAGACAGGCGCACCUCCGCCGCCCCCGAACUCGGCUGUGAACGGCCUCCAUCCCCACCAGGGUCACGCGCAGAUACACCGGGUACAACCCCCGGGGCAGAAAGAUGCCCAGGGUAAAUACACCGCGAAGAUAGUACCGCCCGAUCAUCCGACAUCGGCCAAACAGCACUCCCUUCACGGGUACAACGUCCAGGGCAAGGUUCCUCAGGGUCAGAUACCUCCCGCCAGUCAGUAUCCUUUGACCCAGGUUGUUCAACGACAGAGAAUCACGGACGAGGAUUUUCUCAGGCUUGGACCAGUGGAGAUGCUCAAGUUUGUCAGGAAGACGGAGUCCGACAUAUCAAGGGUCGCCACCGAGCAGAACCGACAGAUACAAAGUCUGUUGAACGAGCUUCGGGCCCUGAAGGAGGCGAACCAGCGUCUGAGCGACGACAACCAGGAGCUCCGGGACCUCUGCUGCUUCCUGGACGACGAUCGUCAGAAGGGUAGAAAGCUGGCGAGGGAAUGGCAGAGGUUCGGAAGGUACACGGCUAGCGUGAUGCGGCAGGAGGUUUCGGCCUACCAAAACAAGCUCAGGCAGCUCGACAACAAGCAGCAGGAGCUCAUCAAGGACAACCUGGAACUCAAAGAGCUCUGCCUCUACCUCGACGAAGAGAGAGGCGGCGGACAGAGGGACGACGGAGAUGGUUCCAGCUCCAGUACCAACGCCGAGGAGACUGUGCCGUCGAGGUCAAGACACACCUCCACUUUUAACGACCAAACUAUGCAGUACGUUCGAAGCCUCGAACAGCGAGUAAAGCAGCUUGAGGAGGAUAAAAGCGUGCUGCAAGCCAGGGCGCAAGGAUGGGAACCACCCCCUGGUGAAGUUUGGGAAAACCCAAACUCUCCCGCCGAUAGCACCCCCCUAGGAGGUCGUCCCGAGGCCGUGGUUCGAGCUCUUCAAGUUUUGGAAGUCAGGGAACAGCUUGAGAGAGAAGGUGGUCACGACGGCGAAAAGGCGUUGGUCAGAGAAAUGUGCAAUGUCGUUUGGAGAAAGCUAGAGGAAGCUCCUCAGCCGAGACAUUAACCUGAGAGACAAAAAGUACAUAUUUAUACAAUGUUAUAUUAUAGUAUAGACACAUCCUAGGUUGUAAUAAGACAGUUUUAUCUGCCGAGCUAUGAUACCUAAUCAGUUUCGAUAUUUUAUACAUAUUUUUAAGAUACACAAGAAUCACUAGGUAUAAUUAAUUGUCACGUGUUCAUUAACGCGUAAGUGCCCGUAUUGCCUUCCAUAGUAUUAUUAUAGAGAGAUUAUUAUUAUCAAAAUGAUAAAUUUAUAAAUAUAUAUAUUAUAUACAUAUAAGGUAGUUUAUAAUAUAUACGCACUAUAUACAGAUAGGAUUUCCACGUGUAUAAUAUUCUAUCGCCGUAACGAUCGCGACGUUGUUACAUUCUUUGUAAUAAUAUUCUAUUUAUAAACCUCUAUUAUACAUUAUACGAAUGCCGUUAGCUUGCCUAGAUGCGACUGUUAUAUUAAUAAAAUAUAUUUUUAUUAAA
Molecule: messenger RNA, 2764 nt
Organism: Neodiprion fabricii
Lineage: Eukaryota; Metazoa; Arthropoda; Insecta; Hymenoptera; Diprionidae
Gene: Ccdc85
Product: coiled-coil domain-containing protein 85C
Exons: 4
Coding region: 1050-2294 (414 amino acids)
Source: RefSeq, a predicted model, not a curated record